Octopus sinensis (East Asian common octopus) is the source of this 429-nucleotide messenger RNA. RefSeq lists its product as uncharacterized. Lineage: Eukaryota; Metazoa; Mollusca; Cephalopoda; Octopoda; Octopodidae. Bases 1 to 429 code for a protein of 142 amino acids. The record is from RefSeq and is a predicted model, not a curated record. The transcript has a single exon.
AUGGAUGAUACACCUUCCAUUGAAGAAGUAAAUCUGGCAUUAUGUAAACUGAGAUCAGAUAAAGCUCCUGGAUUGGAUAGUAUUCCAGUUCAAAUACUGAAAGUAGGUGAGGAUCGUAUUUCGUUUGAAAUUCAUAACCUGAUAACUCGAGUUUGGAAUGAAUCUUCUGUGCCACAAGAAUUGAUAAAUGGCAUUCUAAUCUCUGUACACAAGGGUAAGGGCCCGAAAGCAGUGUGUGAUAAUUCUAGAGGGAUAACUCUUCUGGCACAUACCGGGAAGAUACUUUCAAGGAUCAUGUCAGAUCGUCUUGUUGAGAAUGUGCGUCCACAUGGGAUUCCUGAAGAACAGUGUGGUUUCAGACCUGAGCGAAGAACAAUGGACAUGAUAUUUUCUGUGAAGCAGGUUCAAGAGAAAUGCUUAGAGGAAUAA